Messenger RNA from Synchiropus splendidus (mandarinfish), 537 nucleotides. It is a transcript of the gene acyp1, whose product is annotated as acylphosphatase 1, erythrocyte (common) type. NCBI's taxonomy places the organism in Eukaryota, Metazoa, Chordata, Actinopteri, Syngnathiformes, Callionymidae. The transcript is spliced from 3 exons. Gene Ontology annotation, molecular function: acylphosphatase activity. Bases 67 to 399 code for a protein of 110 amino acids. The record is from RefSeq and is a predicted model, not a curated record.
UAUCAUUAAAACACUCACAAAAGCGCGAGGCCUUACUUUCCUCUUGAUGAAAUUGGCAUUAUUAUUAUGAAGGGAGAAACUUUAGGGUCAGCACGAGGCGACAUGUCUGGUGAAGAUCUUGUGUCAGUGGAUUAUGAAGUGUUCGGUAGAGUCCAGGGUGUAUUCUUUCGGAAAUACACGCAGGCAGAGGGGAAGAAGCUGGGCCUGGUUGGCUGGGUCCAGAACACCAGUGCUGGAACAGUGAAGGGGCAGCUACAGGGGAAACGCUCCGGAGUUGAGGAGAUGCAGGCAUGGCUGAAGUCCACCGGCAGCCCCAAAUCCAAAAUCCAAAAGGCCGAGUUCAGGAACGAGAAAACAGUGGAGAGACUGGAUCAUUCAUCUUUUGACAUUGUCAAGUGAAUUUGCUCUGAAGCUAUUUAUUUAUUUUCAUUUUAGCCUGUGCUGCAGUGUAUAAUAAUGUGUGGUCAAUAACACUGGCUGUUCUUACUCCACAGCCCUGAAUUCGUUCAGAAAUACAUAAAACAAGAGGUGACUAUU